UACAGAGAUUUGUUUUUAGCCUAGCAGGGACACACGAGUGAAAUUGUAACCGAGUAAAAAAUAACUUCAAGCUUUUUGGUUUUCUUAAAACAUUCUCGCAAACGUCCUGCAUCUCUCCAUCGUUCUGGAGUAAACCUGCAACCAUGCCGGGGCACCGUGAUCGGGAGAAGAAGGAGAGCACAGCAGAGGAGAUGGAGGUGGAAGAGCACGAGCAAGACGCGUCCAGCUCAGAGGAGGAAGAUUCUGACACCUCCUCUGUCUCUGAGGAUGGAGACAGCUCUGAAAUGGAUGAGGAGGACUGUGAGCGGAGGAGGAUGGAGUGUCUCGAUGAAAUGUCCAACCUGGAGAAACAGUUCACAGAUCUCAAAGACCAGCUGUAUCGUGAGCGUCUUAGUCAGGUGAACAGCAAGCUGGCAGAGGUGGAGGCUGGGCGGGCAGCAGAAUAUCUGGAGCCUCUGGCUGUACUGCUAGAGAACAUGCAGGUCCGCACCAAAGUGGCAGGUAUCUACAGAGAGUUGUGUCUGGAGUCUGUGAAGAACAAGUAUGAGUGUGAGAUUCAGGCAGCAUGCCAGCACUGGGAGAGUGAGAAGCUGCUGCUGUUCGACACAGUACAGAGUGAACUGGAGGAGAAAAUUAGAAGACUGGAGGAAGACAGACACAGCAUAGAUAUUACAUCAGAGUUGUGGAAUGAUGAGCUUUCAGGAAGGAAGAAGAGGAGAGACGCUUUAAGUCCAGAUAAGAAGAGGAGACGACCUUCAGUGGUGUCUGGCCCAUAUAUUGUUUACAUGCUACCUGACUUGGACAUCCUGGAGGACUGGACAGCCAUCAGAAAGGCUGUGGCUACUCUGGGUCCCCACAGAGGGAAGGCCGACUCUGACAGCCCUGUGUUCCCAUUCAGACCAGACAGGAGCAGACCCAUUCUUAACUGCUGAGGAACACACACACACACACACACACACAUACAGUGUCACACACACACACACACACACUCAGUCACACAAUAGGAAUAUUCAAACACACCAGGAUCACAAACACAUGCACAACAUAGAUGCAAACAUAUAUAUGACAAGCAUGAACAUUCUUUGAAUCUUCCCACAAUCCACUACACUCCUCAGCUAACAGUGACACCAGUCGGUAAGCUGCCUCUUGUGCCAGCAGGCACACACAAUAAGGACUCAUGGGUUUGAACCCCUUUAGAGAACAAACAGGAAUAGAAGCAUUCAUUUACUUUUUUGUUGUUGUUUUUGUCUGUAUCAGUGUUGGUUUCUGUUUACUCAGUGGAGAGGUACAAGAAGGUUUCCCUCUUAAUGGACAGUUGUAAGGAAAAGUGUGAUGCCCAGAUUUCAACCUGUACAGGUUUUUAAAGACUGAUGUCUGCUGAAGCCAUUGAAACUAAUCCCAGUCUUCAUCACAUUUCAUUUCACUGUGAGAAGUUAUUUUUGGAAUGACUGUGUGCCCCAGAUUUGUGUUGUUUUCAAGGUGUUGAAGCCACUGAUGUGUCACUGGACACAAACUAAUGAAAUCAGGGUUUUAUUGACUGAUGUCUUGGAACUGUUCAGUAGCAAAGAAAGAGCCACAUUGCAGAGCAUGUGUGUGACACAAACUGGCAUAUAUUUUAUUUUUCAAUUUUAUCAUCAUAUCUUCUAAAUAGAGGGCUAAUACUCAAAGUGGCACAAGACAUGACUCCUGGCUUGAAAGUGAAACAGUGUUGAAACAUGAUUUAAAUCAUGUUUACAUGUGUAGUACACCAUUUCAGACUAUGAUAUUUAUAGUUUGUCCACUGAGGAUUAGAUUAAGACUGUUUGUAUUAAAAAAGGUUUUACAUUUUGGAUUGUAAGGUUUGAAAUUAUCGCCUCCCAAAAUCCUAGAUUUGGUGAUAGUGCCAUUGUCUUUACACACAAAAUGAGUGGGAACGUGACCAAAAUCAAGCAUUGUGUUUGACUUUGAUUGUGGCAGUGUCAGCUGGCAUUCCAGCUGAACUUAAAAUUUUUGUACAACCUUGUUAACACCCUGAGUAAACUGUUGCCUAGAUUUAGUAAACAUGUUUUACAGCUAGCAAACUCUGUUAUCUGACAUGGAAACCAUUUAACAAACACACCACAAGCUACGUUGAGUUUUCACAAUUGUUUGCAGCGCUGUAAUCACCAGCAGUUCAAGAGCCUUUGCAAACAUUUAAAUUUGAGCAUUUAUUUUGGGAUACCUUAGCGUGUAGAAGGUUUUCCUUUGUGGAGUAUUUAAACCAGGAUGUCAGGACCCUUAUAUGCUCAGCGACAAGGUCAAGGAGAAGGUUUCACAGGCUCCAUGUAAUUGUGUGUAAUUGUAAGCAUUGAGAUUUUGGUCAGUUGUGCCAUGAGAUAUUUUAAAUUUUUGUAACUUUUUUUUUUUAUUGUGGAUCAGUUCAAAUGUCUUGUAUGAGACUAAUUAUACUUUUUGGUAAGCUGUUUUGAAUAGUUAGUUGGUGAUCAUAUGACACUUUGUACAGUUUUGUUGUUUCAAAGCAUCCAGCACACAGUGCCUACUUUUAAGUCAGCUUCAUUGUCACAUUCUUUUUCUUGCAUUAUUAGUCACAGAGUCACAGUUUGGUUGCAGUGACUGUGGUUGAGACAAACUCAGUGGUAGUAGUAUUCAAAAUGAAAGAUAAGGCAAGAGAUACUCCCAAGAUCCUGUGUGCAUUAGUGACCACGACAGACUUUGUAGUACAUUCAGAAAGGAAUAAUACUUAGAUUUGGAGAUAGUGGUAUGUGGACGUUAAGGUAAGUUAAAGCCUAAAAUGUUAGUGUCCAUCUGAAUAUAAUCUAUAAUCCAAAUUCAAGGAGGUAUUGUAUUUCUACUGGACACUGACAUGUUAGACAUUAACUCACCCUUUUCAAACUGCCAGUGGACUUCCUCAUACCACCGACUCUGUUGGUAAGUGGUGAUAAGCACAUAGCAAUAAUAGGGGUAUUUCAGUAGAUCUGUUUGACCAUAUACAGUGUUUUUGGGAUACCAGGGCAUUUUCAAUAUAUUUUUGUUAACAGAGCUGGUUAUUUUUAUGUGGAUCAUAAAAUAAAGUCAGUUCACCAUUACAUCACUGCAACCGCAAACCGUAAUCAAUAAUGUAAUGAGUCAUGGUAACUGCAUUUACAAAAUUAUUUUGUAAUAACUGAGGGACAGAACAUAUGAAAAGUUAAAAUAACAAGGCAUCCCUUUAAAGUUGGUAUUCAACAGGUAUUACUGUUACAUUCUCUUCUUCUCACAUCUACCUCUUCUCUGUCUAUAUGUUGCUCACUUUUUAAAGUAAAAUCCAUGUUUGCAUUAUUACUGGUUUUUAUAUGGCUGCGUAGGAAUUGUCAGGAGUAUUUUUAAAAAGCCUACUGUGACGAUGAUGAUGAUGAUAAUUGUACAGACAGGGAAGGAACCAAACCAUGUCCUUCCUUCCAAUGAUACCCUGCCACUGAAUCUUCAUAGACACACCCCACUGUUUACAAAAGACGAUGAGCAAACUGCCAUUUAAUAAAAUUGAUUUCAUAAACAGAUGUUUUUAAAGAUUAAGGUGUUGGGGAUGUUAAAUAUUCACAUCAAUAUUUUUUUGACAGUUGAUGUUAAUGUGUCAGGUAUGUAUGUGUCUUUCUUGUUGAUGAUGUGGGUGGGUUUUACAAUUAAAAGUUUGUUUUAUACGUA
Epinephelus lanceolatus (giant grouper) is the source of this 3660-nucleotide messenger RNA. RefSeq names its product BRMS1 like transcriptional repressor a (gene brms1la). Lineage: Eukaryota; Metazoa; Chordata; Actinopteri; Perciformes; Serranidae. The record is from RefSeq and is a predicted model, not a curated record.